AUGUUCCGUUACCAUCUUUCCAGGCAUAAGGCAAUUGUCCAUGGCCAAAAGAAAGAUGAAGGCCCGUUUGUGGCAGUUCCUGAGAACCAUUUGGCCGUCGAUAAAUUAAUCCCAGGCGAAACUCAUGAGUUCCCAAAAGACUCAAUAUCUAACAAGGAGAUAAUUAACGAUGAAAAUACUCUUGGAAAGCGUGGAUCAAAAAGAAGACUCAGUCUUACCAGAAUGAAGCAAGCUUUCAGAAGAAAAUGUUCAAAACUGAAAGCUGAUAGCUUGAGAAGAUGGAAAGCAAUCUUUUCAAAAAGCAAAGAUUCUGAUAUUAAUCUGCAAGAGUCUUCACCAUUAUCUUCUCAAUUUUCUAAUGAAAGAGGUAUUGCAUCCACAAACACCUCUGUUGCUCCAGCUAAAUCUUCUAUGUCAAUCCUGGAAAACAUUCCGGUCUCUGAUACUUCUAAAGGAAACCGCUCGAACGAAAGUUCAGAAUCUAUCCAUAUUGUUGACAUAUCUUCGUUUUUCUCUUUUGACUUAGGACCAGAAAUUAACCCACCUGCUGAAACCUCUUCGCUAUUCUCGUUUGACUUAGGACCAGAGGUUGUUCAAGUUGCAAAUGUUUCUGAUCGUUUUCCGAGGUUAGUACCAAACGCCCAAGCUGCUGUGACUUCCGAAAGUGCAACGAAGCGAAGUGAGACUGAUCUCAAGAGGAUAAGGAGCGAGUUGGUGAUACUUCAAAAAGAUUACAAAGAGGAAUUCGGUUGCUUGGGUCUCAUUGUCAAAUCUGAUGACCCUUAUUUCCUUUUCUUUGAGGAACAGAUCUGGGAACUUGAACUCCAGAUCCGUGCAAUCGAUUCCGAGAUAUACGAAGGCAAAGAUCUCCCUGACACUCUCUAUGAUGAUCAGAAGGUAGCGCGAAACCAACCUGAGCAAAUUGAGGAAGGUGGCCCAUCUGUGGCCGUUCCCAGUAAAACAUACGAGGAGUUGGCUACUUACCAUGAUUGGGAAGAAUGGUGGUUUGACAACUGCUUUUCCAAAAGAUCCAUGAGCGAGUUGAUAAAACUACGCGAGAUUUGGGCAGAAAAGCUAGAGAUCUUGAAACAACACGGGUAUGAAGAUACCCCAUUUUCCCGCUCUCUUAACGAACGCAAGCUGGCUCUUGACUUCCUGAUAGUUGAAAUCAAAUCCAAACUUGUGAGAAGAAAGAAAGCUUGGGAACUAGGAGAUAAGCAAAUUGUUCAUACCCUUGACAAAAACACCAUUAACCGCCACUACGCCCGUUUGAGUCCCUUUCGCUCUAUCACGUCGUCCAGCACGUCACACAUCCAUACUACAUGGUUCUCCAACACCAUUUACUCCAGAAGAGUGCGAUAUACCUCCACGUCAUCGCCCCAGGAGAACCCAUCGUCAUUACUCAACAGAGCCACCCAGGUGCUAGACAUAUCGCCAUUGUCCCUCCAUCGAGAAUCCAAUCCGUCUAGAAGUGUUGGUGCCACCACCUCCAUACGGAUAAACCAAUUCUUCCAAUCAAUCAUCGUCAACGACUUCAACCGUUCUAGGGACAUUUUGAACAAACUUGGUCAGCACAUCAAUGUACAAUACUACAAGGCAUCUUCGUCAAGCCUGGUUCUCGAACAAAUAGACAACUACUACUCGUGCUUUUUAAUUCUCCUCACCAGUCAAAAGUGCUGCAUCCAGGACAUUAAAUUAUUAACCGAUGACUUCAGGGCCAUCGACAGAGGCUUGUCCAAACUACAAACUAGCAGCGGGAUAUCCGAAAACAAGAGGGAAAUUCAAAACAUGCUAAUUGUCAAACUGGUCCAAUGUUUCCAGGAGUUCACAGAGGUAAAGAAGACAAAUGAAAGAAUCAUGAAGGCAUCCAUUGCGAAAUUCAUCAAGCUGCUCAUGAAAGAAUUCCAAGUCAAACCCGAAAUCAUCAUAAAUCACAAGGACAUCAACUAUCAAGCCUUUGAGGAAAUAUGCAAAAUGGUCAAAAUAAAAACGCUGCCCUCCAGUCCUCACACAGUUGAGCCACUGCAUCACUUCCACGAUUCGUCCAUCGAUUCGUUUAAGGAUAGCAACGGGUUCAUCAGUUUAACUGGGUUGUGCUCCUAUAUUUGUUCCAAGAGGUUUGACAUCUAUGGCCCUGGAAAGAUGUACCAGAUCUAUGACACUUUAACAUCACAAGAACAACUAGAAUUCAUGCAGAAAUACCAAGCUUUUUGCCACGCGAAACAGCUCAAUGUAGAAUCAUAUUGCUUGGAUCUAGUCGAGGAUAUAGAUGCUCAUAAAAAACCUGAAGACGCUAGCAUUCACAAAUUUAGAAGUGAGAACUCGGAAUUCCUUUACGAAUGGUUCACAGCAAGUGUUGCUGAGAUAAACACUUUGGCCAAAAAACUUCUGAACCAUCCUGAUUUACAGUCUUUAAGUGAAGACGAACGGGUACUUGCGAAAUAUUUUGUACAUUGGAACCUCAUCCCAAAGAAUGCAUUAAUAACCCUAAUUUUAUCAAAGCUUCUAACGGCCACAUUGGCCUCACCUCAAGAAUAUGUCAGAUUGGCGGAGCUAGUAAAGCAAAUUUCUGCUUCUUUCAAAAGGUUAGUCUACAAGGAGCCAUCAUACAAAUUGAUACGAAACGAGGUUCUUAAGCGGUUUGAUGAAGACGAAGAUGGUAUUAUACUUUUCACUUCAUUGUUGAAAAUUGUUAUGAAUAAGUGCAAACUUAAGUUACUGGCAAAAGAUCGGAAUGUGAUGAAAGAAGUUCUAUUAUUGGGUGGACAAUCGCAGUAUUUGCAACCAGACCAAGACGAUAAUGCUUUCAAAUACUCUCUUAUUCGUUUAGAACGAACUAAACUCCUAGGUGUUAUCACAAUCCAUCCUUAUCUUUUCCAAAAACUAAAGACAUACGAUUCAUUGACAUUCAACAGAUCGUUGUACUUACCAAUGCUUUGCACUCCCAAGCCAUGGGUUAGCCCAACCGACGGCGGCUACCUCAAAGACCUCAAACCAAUAGUCACCUCAAAUGAUAUUAACUCGUGUUUGGCUUAUUUGAACAAGGCCCACCAGACAGGACAAUUAAGCUCUCUAUACGAGGGACUAAAUACGCUAAGUCUGAAUGCAUGGGCCAUCAAUUCCAAAGUAUUAGAGAUUUAUAACGAUGCCAUGGAAUCUGAGAUGGGAUUCUUGAAGAUUCCAGCGAAGAUAGCUGCAUUAUCCGAGGAGCAAGAUGAUUAUCACGAUCUCAAGGGUCUCCGUAUCCAAUACAACAUGAUUCAACUAAUUGCAAACUCGUUUGACGAAAAUGGGGAUAUGUUUUAUUUGCCCCAUGGUGUUGAUUUUAGAGGCAGGGCCUAUCCAAUGGUGUCUGAGCUCUCCCAUUACCAGCAGGACUCAGUCCGAGGGUUAAUGAUGUUUUGGCACAGUAAACCUUUGGGAACCAAUGGCUUCGAUUGGAUCAAAUACCAGUUGGUAGGCGUAUCUGGUCAGGAUAAGUUGACCAUGGAACAAAGACUUGUCUACUUUGACCAGCAUCUAGAUCUCAUUCUCGACUCUGCUAGAAACCCCUUGGACGGAAAAAUGUGGUGGAAGUCAGCAGAAAAGCCAUGGCAGACCUUGGCACUUUGUAUUGAGGUAGACAAUAUUGUCCAGUACGGGAAAACUGGGAAAAUAGAAGACUAUAGGUCGAGAAUUCCUAUCCACCAAGAUGGUUCUUGUAACGGACUUCAGCAUUACGCUGCUUUGGGGGCAGACAGAGAAGGUGGAUUGUCGGUGAAUCUUCUUCCGUUAGCAGACAACCGCAGAGGUGAUGUUUAUGCUAAAGUGUUGGAAAUAGUCGAGAGAAAAGUGGCAAGUGAUGCAAAAAGCGGUACAGAAAUAGCAAGGGUUGCUAGCUUAAUAUUAUCGCGGAAGCUCAUCAAACAAACAGUGAUGACAACAGUUUAUGGGGUUACCAAUUACGGAGGGGCUGCUCAAAUUGAGCAAAGGAUAAAGGAACUCGUGGAAGAUAUCACAAUUCGGAGUGAGGGAAUUCAAGAUACUUCCAUUUUUGUUGAUAAUCAAAGAAGGCUAGCAAUUUACCUUUCAGGAAUUGUAUUGGACUCGGUAUCAGAAUUAUUCGCUGGGGCUAAGCUUAUCCAAGAUUGGCUACUUGAAAAUUGCUACAGAAUUAUCAACUCGUUCGACCUUGAAACUGUGGAACAUUUCCUGGGUGAAGACACAGAUUUUAUGGGGUCCAAUUCGUACAAACCCAUGAUGUGGACCUCAUUGUCAGGAUUCCCAGUGGUACAGCUUUACAAGCACACCAAGUUUUCCCUUAUUCCCACCACAUUGCAGAGUGUAAAAAUUAAUAGGCCUACGGAAAUUGCUCCAAUCAAUAAGAAAAAGCAGUUGAAUGCGAUUGCCCCCAAUUUCAUCCAUUCAUUAGACUCUAUCCACAUGUUCAUGACUGCCGUUUCUUCAAGACUACACUCCAUUGGAUUUGUAUCAGUUCAUGAUUCAUUUUGGACCUAUCCAUGUGAUGUGGAAGUGUUGUCCAAGAUUCUUCGAGAGGAAUUUGUUCGAUUGCAUUCUUCAGACAUUAUUGAGAAUUUACGGGCGGACAUGUUGUACACCACGAAAAUGUCGUUCCAAUUGGUGUGGAUAGAGAAUAUCAAUAAUAAAGAGUUGAUCAGUGCAAUUCUUGAAUACCGGAGUAAACACACCUCUAAGUCAAUGGCAUACAUAUUGAGGCAAGAAUUGCAGGAGCUCACUGAAGGAUCAUCAAGAAUAGCACAUCUAAUAAAGGAGUACGAGCCACAACUAUUCAUCAAGUCCAAAUCGGGAAGAUCCCUUGAAUCAUACACAUCCAGAAUCAACCUGGACAGAAGAGUCCGCAAGUAUGAAACCAAAAAAUUCACACCCGUUUUAGUACCAGUUCAAAUUCUAGAGUGUCCACCAAGAGGAGACUUGGACAUUAAAGAGGUCCUAGCAAGUAGAUACUUCUUCUCGUGA
Messenger RNA from Suhomyces tanzawaensis NRRL Y-17324, 4977 nucleotides. RefSeq lists its product as uncharacterized. Gene Ontology annotation, cellular component: mitochondrial DNA-directed RNA polymerase complex. Gene Ontology annotation, molecular function: mitochondrial promoter sequence-specific DNA binding; DNA-directed RNA polymerase activity. The record is from RefSeq and is a predicted model, not a curated record. The coding region runs from base 1 to 4977 and encodes 1658 amino acids. Gene Ontology annotation, biological process: mitochondrial transcription. The transcript has 2 exons. Lineage: Eukaryota; Fungi; Ascomycota; Pichiomycetes; Serinales; Debaryomycetaceae.